This is a messenger RNA of Neurospora tetraspora, 1462 nucleotides long. RefSeq lists its product as uncharacterized. The record is from RefSeq and is a predicted model, not a curated record. The transcript has 4 exons. Lineage: Eukaryota; Fungi; Ascomycota; Sordariomycetes; Sordariales; Sordariaceae. The coding region runs from base 134 to 1288 and encodes 384 amino acids.
UAAAUCCCCAACGUGUAAGUUUGUUGUCCCUGUUCGCUUCAUUUAACAAUCCUUCCUUCUUAGUUCUGCAACCACUUGAUCUUCGCUUUCCCUUAGACGCUCAACAUUCUGAUGGCUCACUAUCCAUCUCAACAUGAAUGAUCCGGAUUCUAUCCGCUGUUGGCGUGAAGCAGACGACGGGAUACACACCCGUCUGUACUACAAUAUUACCAGCGCCGAAUGGAACUGUACAGAGCACUAUGGAAAAUGCGAUUCGUGUCCCAAGUCCCAAAGUGACCCUGACAUCGCCGGCAUUGGUCCGCGCAAAUGCACCGUCAAAACUAGCUCUAGAACUACAAUGGCCUACGCCUGGGCCGGAAAAACCGUCGCAAAGAUUAUCGGAAGGAAGCACGCCGUCCGAUGCGCCAAGAUUUGCUACGACAUGGUCAUCUGUCUGGGGGAUCAACAACUAGUCGGCUCGGUCGCCCUACUGCUAGCAACCAUCAAAAAGCUUCACUUAGAUAAGACCCUCAGCGUCUACCAUUUCGCCCUUGUCUUGGGAAUGGUGUUCCUGAGCUCUACCGCUUUUACCUACGCCAUGAUUUGCUACCGCUUGAGGCAUCAAUGGGAUUCCGAGGAUGACGGUUGUACACGACGUCUACGACACCAGCAGCAUGAUCCUCACCCAUGGUACAGACGUUUGACAGAAGGACUCCAUUGGGCCAUCAGAAUCUUCUUCAGGCUCUGCCUAGUGGCCUUGUUGCUGUACAACAUUUCGGUCGCAGCAAGAAUGAAGGACCUGCCAUGGGAUUGCCCGGCGAUAUGCUUCAAGGACAAUCCAGGAUACGACUGGAUAUCCAUGUCGGCGAUUUUGCCCCCAUUAAUUAUGUUGCCCUUCGCUAUCCAGUCCAGUAUCACCGACUGCAUCCAGUUGGCUUUGGCUCAUAACUGGUGGGAUCCCAAGGCUUUCCUUGCCCUCAUGUCAAAAAAAAUACAGAGUCUUUUGACGUGGUAUCGAUAUCAAUUACCCGAGCAUCUCCGUCGGCUGGAAGAGGAAACCAAGGAGGAGAUACAGAUGGGAGUUGGUCAGACUAUGGCCGUUAUUCUUCUCGUGCUUCCUAUCAUUCAACUGCUUAUCUCUGUCUCAGUACACUACGGAGAAAUCGACAAACCAACACAGAACGCCGGAUCGGACGAUUCUAAUACAGAUAUCAAUGUCGAUGUCGACAUCACUGAUGAUACUGAAGAGAUCAUCAAUCAGUCUACAGGAACUCCGAGUGCAGGGCGAUAUCCUUGGGGGCCCUUUUAACGAGUCAAGUAAUUUCUUACUUCACUACAUGCUACAAGAGACAUUUGGCCAGGCUCGCGGAUGGCAAUUGCACACAGAUACACGGGUGGAACUGGGAAUCGGAGAUUGUCCAUGAAGGUAUACAUGUGCCUACAAGAUAGAGCGGAGGGAAGUGGCUUACGAAUCGAGAGUCUG